This is a messenger RNA of Rasamsonia emersonii CBS 393.64, 1476 nucleotides long. RefSeq lists its product as uncharacterized. Lineage: Eukaryota; Fungi; Ascomycota; Eurotiomycetes; Eurotiales; Trichocomaceae. The record is from RefSeq and is a predicted model, not a curated record. The transcript is spliced from 8 exons. The coding region runs from base 1 to 1476 and encodes 491 amino acids.
AUGUCUUCAUCCAACCCCACUCUCCCACCCAUAUCGACCCUCUCCUCCCUCCCAAUCGCCCAACAACUCCAAGUCCUCGAUACCCUCUUCGAGCCCUCUCCCGAACUGCACACGCUCAUGACCCCCGUGCUAGCGAACCAAUCCUUCUCUUCGUACGACAGCCUGGUCGACGCCGUCGGUGGCCGUCUGUCCGCCCUCUCCGCGGCCAACUCGCCGCAAGACAGGCAAGUUCUGUACGGAAUUCUGGGGUCGCACCCGCGUCUGGGAGCUUCCUCAGCGGCUGCGCAAGCGCAAUUGAGUGAGCUGAGCAGGAGAGAGCAGGCGAAUAUUAACAACGACAAUGCGGGGGCUGAGGAUCAAGCAACCAAACUGAGCGCAUUAAAUCAAGAAUACGAGGAGAAGUAUCCGGGACUGAGAUAUGUCACUUUCGUCAACGGUCGAGGCCGAGACGUCAUCAUGCAGGAUAUGCGCCGUCGUAUUGACCGCGGCGACUUUGAUCGGGAGGUGGAAGAUAACAUCCAGGUUUGUUAUGCAGUGCCAUUAACGUCGUGUAUUCAGUAUAAUAAAUGUGAAAAAAGUCCUAUUCAAAUGAAUGCGCAGAAUCAUGGCUGUUUAUUGAUCCUCCUCAUUCCUCCGUCGAUCCUCUCCCUCGCGGGUCCACUUCCAGAACAGCAAGCUGUCAAACGCAGCCAGCGAGUCAUGGUCGUCGAGAACCGGCUCCGACGGCUCGAGGAGGAUGUUGUUGAAAUCGCUGUAGAUCAGCUCGUGCCCAUGAUCAUCAUCAUCACCGUCGCUACCGCCGUCUUCGUUGUCGAAUACGCUGUAGUCAUAGUUUGUGAGACUCAAUGGGGAUCGCGGCUGGAGAGGAAUAUACUGUCUUCGUGGCGGGCCUGGAGGAGACAAUGGUCCGCUGCUGCUGUCACCGCCAGGACCAGCAUCCCACGGUUGAUAACUGUUUCUGAGUUGAAGCGCUCUCCGCUGCACCCGGUUCAGGAUGGCCGCUUUCCGGAGGGAACAUCGACCAAGACCAAGGGCCCUUUGUCUCGCCCAGACUGCAAUCUUGGACGUGCCGCGACUGACGAUGUAGGUGGCUGGAAUCGAGAACGGGGGGCUCAGCCGGGAGGUGAUCAGGACCAGACGCAGACGACGUUUCUUCUUUGCGCUGGGGGUCGAGUGAAUAAUGCCAAUGUGAGACGUGCCCAGACGAACAGUGAUGGUUCACCAUCACCACUCAAUAUUUACAGCGCAGGAAUCGUUCGGUUUUGCAAAUGGUCAAUGAAUUCAGACGCGAGGAAAGCGCCCUCAGACCUACUGACAGGAGCUGACAAGAAUGUUGGUGCUGGUUCCGAAAACUCCUUCUCGCUCCUCCAGAGGACAUGGCUGGAGACGAUAGAGGUAAAAAAAAAUGAAAGGAAUGAAAGGAAUGACGCUGGUCCUUUGUUAAACGACGAAUUCCAACUGCAAGUAUUAAAGUAA